Molecule: messenger RNA, 1785 nt
Organism: Humulus lupulus (European hop)
Lineage: Eukaryota; Viridiplantae; Streptophyta; Magnoliopsida; Rosales; Cannabaceae
Exons: 6
Coding region: 316-1569 (417 amino acids)
Molecular function (GO): lipid binding
Source: RefSeq, a predicted model, not a curated record
UUUGAAUCAAAAUCAAAGCUUUAUUCUUUGACAAAGCCAUUGAAACGACGCCGUCUCAUCAUUACUCAAAAAGACGAAACCUUUCUUAAACGACUUCUCAUGUCUCAAUCAUCAUACUGUUUUUUCUUUGUCAGAUAGCUUUGGUCAUAUUCAUUCUUCUCAAUCAAAAUGUAAAGUUCCAAUUUUUAUUUGUCUGUACCUAUGUUUUUGGCCACCAUCAAAGUGGUGAUGAUGAUGAUGAUGAUGAUGAAGAAGAAGAAUUCCCAUUAGUGUUUUUGGUUUUCCUUUUCUGGGUUUUCAGUUGCUUCUGGUGUUAUGGCUCUUGCUGAGUGUUUUGAGAGAAUCUUAGAGAGACCCACAAUGGUGGGAGUGUGUACAGGGAUGUUUAUACUUCUUUCUCCUAUUUGGGUUGCUUUUCUUGUAGGUGUAAUGGUUGGCUGGGCAUGGAAACCCAGAUGGGCAAGCUUUGGAAAAGACCUUUUAAGCUUCUCUUCAAAUUCUUUGGUCUCAACUUUACCUUCUACACCAUAUCAGCUGCCAAAUAACUCACCAGAAAAAGGGUUAUCUUUAUCCCAAUCUGAAGAUGAUGAAUUGCGUAGUGUGUUGGAGUUGGAUGAAGAGGAUUCUAAUCUGGUAACUGUGGAGGAUUUGGAACAUCUUUGCCAACUUGUGGAGAUGAAAGAUGGAGGUCCUACUUGGAUACCGAUGAUGAAUCGUUCCACCCCAACGACGAGCUACAAAGCAUGGCGAAGAGAUCGCAAAACUGGUCCUCCUCAAUAUCGUACCAGCACUGUGUUUGAGAAUGCCGCGCCUGAAAUAGUUAGGGACUUUUUCUGGGAUGAUGAAUUUCGAUCGAAGUGGGAUGACAUGCUUGCAUAUUCCAAAACUCUAAAAGAGUGUCCAACCACAGGAACCAUGCUUGUUCAUUGGAUAAGAAAGUUUCCAUUUUUCUGUAAAGACAGAGAAUACAUAAUUGGUCGUCGCAUAUGGGAAAUAGGAAGGUCAUACUACUGCAUAACAAAGGGUGUUGCCUGUUCUUCCAUCCCAAGGCGUGACAAACCAAGACGAGUUGAUUUGUAUUACUCGAGUUGGUGUAUCCGACCAGCCGUGGAAUCAACGAGUGGUGAUGGUCAGCUAAACGCCUGUGAAGUGCUGCUCUUCCAUCAUGAAGACAUGGGAAUUCCAUGGGAAAUUGCUAAGAUUGGAGUGAAGAAAGGAAUGUGGGGUACUGUUAAGAACAUGGACACUGGUUUCAGGGCAUACCAGAAAGAAAGAGCAUCAGGAGUGUCACCCUCUCGGCCGGCUUUUAUGGCUAAUAUCAACAGCAAAAUCAAUCCUGAUUACAUGAGAUCCUUGUUGGUAGAUGGUGAUGAUGAUGAUGAUGAUGAUGAUUCAUCAGAGACUCAAGUAGAUACUUCAUCUGAGAAACCACAGGGUAGGAAUAUACCAAAGCUGCUAAUUCUUGGUGGGGCUAUUAUCUUUGCUUGCACUUUUGACCAAGGACUUCUAACAAAGGCAGUUAUAUUUGGGGUGGCAAGAAGAUUUUCAAAUGUGAGAAAGAGAUUGUGAGCUGCAAAGGCUUAAAAACUCUUGUCAUCUAGUCUUCCAUGGAAGAGAGAUUCUUCUCAAUUUUUUUGCCAGUUGACUCUUUUUAGAUAGAUGAGAGUUGUUUGUAUGUUUACAAUGUCUGUCACCCUGAUCUAUUCAGAAUAAUAAGACAUUGUCUACUGUUGUAAAUACUUAAAUUAGAAUUUCACAAUGCCUUCUCUUGCAGAAUUUGCAUUA